Messenger RNA from Cynara cardunculus var. scolymus (artichoke), 1143 nucleotides. RefSeq lists its product as uncharacterized. The transcript has a single exon. The coding region runs from base 1 to 1143 and encodes 380 amino acids. The record is from RefSeq and is a predicted model, not a curated record. NCBI's taxonomy places the organism in Eukaryota, Viridiplantae, Streptophyta, Magnoliopsida, Asterales, Asteraceae.
AUGGAGGGUGAAAGUGAACCCAAUAUUGCUGAUGUGAUCCGUCAUACCAUGUCAAGUCUAAGGCCUACAUAUAUGCAGCAGGCUAUUCAGGCUAUGCAACAAGCAGCGCAUAAUCUUCCUUCAAAUCCAAAUCCUGUUACUACACCAAAUACUAGAAUUCCUGCAUCCAGUUCAGGUAACCCAACGGGUGAAAUAUAUAUAUGGCUUGAAAGGUUUAACAAACAAAAACCUCAGUCUUUCUCAACUGCCAUAGAUUCUGUGGAUGCCGGACACUGGAUUCGAUACAUAGAAAAUAUUUUUAAUGUCUUAGAUGUUCCAGAUCAGUAUCGGGUCCGUUUGGCUACUUAUAUGUUUAAGAAAGAAGCCAAUAAAUGGUGGGAAUCUUGUAUCCAGACUGAUCCAUCUGUUAAAGACUUGUCUUGGAAUAAUUUCAAAGAAUUUUUCUUCAAGCAAUACUUUACCUCGGCUGAUCGCGAUGCCUAUGUGCGGGAAUAUACUACAAUCCAGCAAGACGAGGAAGAAACAAUUGCCGACUACAUGGCGUGGUUUCUUAAAUUUUCUCGUUUUGAAGGAAAUACUGCAGGCACUCAAGUCCAACAAGCUGACAAAUUUAAAUGGACUUUGAACUCGAGGUAUAAAGAUCGCCUCUUGAAUCAUCAUUUUCAUACAGUUACUGAAGUGGCCGACGCAACAAAGAAUAUUGAUUGGUCACGACAACAAUGGUUAACUUCACGCGUUGACAAUAAGAAACGCGGAUCUGAAUCUUUCUCCCAAAGCAACCCUUGUUUUGUAAAAUCAAAGUCAAGCAGUGAUACUAAAAAAGGGUCGAAUCUAUUCAUGCCACGACUUCCAGUGUUGUCUAGCAAUGGGAGUCAAAAUGUUUCUAGCCUUGUUAUUAAUUGUGAUCGAUGCAAUCUUCGACGUCAACCGGGUCCAUGUUUAAAGAUGACAAGCUCUUGUUUCAAUUAUCGAGAACAAGGUCACAUGGCAAAACAUUGUCUCAAAGCUCGGAUCCAAACUGAUAAAGGGAAAGGUAAACAACCAAGUACUAGUGGACGAGUCUUUGCAUUACCUGGCAGCAAAUCUCAAGAGGGUAUGAUUUCGGGUCAUGUUAAAUUAAUUGAUUUAUCUGUUUAUGUUUAG